CACAACAUUCCUAAAUUCCUUUAUAUGUUUCGCGAAAAAACCCUAGAAUAUCUCUGCCAGCGUCUUCAUUUCAGCUGCCUCCGACGCUCUUCCUCCCUCGCCGCCGGCCGGAAUUUCCCGUUUACCUCGCGAAAAUGGUUCUUCCAAACGAUGUCGACUUGUUGAACCCACCAGCUGAGCAUGAGAAGAGAAAGCACAAGCUUAAGCGUUUGGUUCAAUCUCCUAACUCUUUCUUCAUGGAUGUGAAGUGCCAGGGUUGCUUUAACAUAACAACGGUGUUCAGCCACUCGCAGACUGUUGUGGUGUGUGGUAACUGCCAGACGGUGUUGUGCCAGCCAACUGGUGGGCGUGCUAGACUCACCGAGGGUUGUUCUUUCAGGAGAAAGGGAGAUUAGAGAAGUAACAGGCAACUAUUUGCUUUUAGAGUGGGAAGUUAAAAAAGUUUAUAUGGGUAACAAAGUCAGUUUUGGUGUAUCCUGGCUUUUUCUUUUUUGAUCUUUUAAGAACAAAGGAUUUUUAGUUUACCAUGUCUGGUUUUGUUAUGUUUUUCAAUUAAAUUGGGUUCCGAUUCACUUGUGGAUUUUGAAUUUGCUAUAUAUUAGCUCUAAGUUCUACCUACAAUAUUCCCCAUCAAUUACUUUGAAGUACUUGAUAGA
Messenger RNA from Solanum pennellii, 656 nucleotides. Its product is annotated as 40S ribosomal protein S27-2. Gene Ontology annotation, cellular component: cytosolic small ribosomal subunit; ribosome. Lineage: Eukaryota; Viridiplantae; Streptophyta; Magnoliopsida; Solanales; Solanaceae. The coding region runs from base 135 to 395 and encodes 86 amino acids. The transcript is spliced from 4 exons. Gene Ontology annotation, biological process: ribosomal small subunit assembly; translation. Gene Ontology annotation, molecular function: RNA binding; structural constituent of ribosome. The record is from RefSeq and is a predicted model, not a curated record.